This is a messenger RNA of Paracoccidioides brasiliensis Pb18, 870 nucleotides long. Its product is annotated as exosome non-catalytic core subunit CSL4. Gene Ontology annotation, biological process: RNA processing. The coding region runs from base 1 to 870 and encodes 289 amino acids. Gene Ontology annotation, molecular function: RNA binding. The transcript has a single exon. Gene Ontology annotation, cellular component: cytoplasm; nuclear exosome (RNase complex). The record is from RefSeq and is a predicted model, not a curated record.
AUGGCAAUUCCACUUCCCUCAAUUGCCGUUCCCGGUCAACGGUUAGGCCCCGCCUCAUCCUUCAUUCCCGGUCCGGGAACACACAUCCAAGACUCCUUCGUCUGCGCCUCGAUAGCUGGACCUGUCAUUCUCAAAAAGAUCGAGGAAUUAUCGAAACAACAACAGCAACAAGCAAACACCAAACAACGGAGGGAACUGGUAACUAUCGCACGCUCUUUUGCGCAGACAGUCAAUGAUGCAUGUGCAGAUGCGGGGAAGCAGCCGCAACAGCAGGUUGGGAUAAAUGGAACUCCACAUUCACAACGGCAAUUAAAUGCAGCGACAACGACGACAGCAACAACAACAGCAGCAGCAGCAGCAACUACCACUCUGAAAAGACAAAAAUAUAAAUACAACACCCUCCCUGCGGUAGACUCUAUCGUCCUCGCCCGCGUCACCCGCGUCCAGAAACGCCAAGCAACCCUCUCCAUCCUCGUCGUCCUCGACGACAACCACCCUCUCAACCCUACUUCCCCAUCCUACGACACCACCAACACCGUCAACCCCUCCCUCCUUUCCACCACAAACGCCGACCCCCUCAACGCCGACGACCUCCGCUUCCAAGCCCUAAUCCGCAAAGAAGACGUGCGCACCGUCGAAAAGGACAGCGUCGUGAUGGACGAGAUGUUCCGCGUCGGCGACAUUGUGCGGGCCGUGGUGAUUUCGUUGGGCGAUCAGAGCUUUUAUUACUGUUCGACGGCGCGAAAUGAGUUGGGAGUUGUUAUGGGGAGGAGUGAGGCGGGGAAUGUGCUUGUGCCGGUUAGUUGGAGAGAGAUGGUUGAUGGAAAGACAGGGAGGAGGGAGUGGAGGAAGGUUGCUAGGCCGUUUUGA